UCUCCUUUUUUGUCGAUCUCAUCGUCCCUUCCGGCCUUCCCCUUGCCCCUCUUCUCGCGCCCGUCCCAGCUGAAACCCUCAGUAGCCGGAGCCACUGUAUUUCAGCUUGUAACUUCACCGGUUGCUGCCACCGGUUGCUUCUUCCAGAAUCCUGACACCUAGAGGUUUUUGCUUGGGCGGUGCCGCGCCGCGCCGCGCCGUGCCGUGCCGCGCCGGCCAAGAUUUAGUUCAAGGAAAGGAAGGAGAGAGAGAGAGAUGCAUGAUUCGCGCGUGCGUCCCGAGCUCGAAUACGCCCCAAACUCCUGCAGCUAGCUACUAGUAGCACUCCAUCGCGCAGGUGAGGGGAUCGAUCAAGCAGUUAGUCCAAGAAACGAGCUUGUUCCAGCAGGUAGCGACGAGAUCAAGAAGCUGGCGGCGAGCAAGUGGUGGGAGCGCGGCGUCGAGGGCGCCAUGGCCGGGAUGGGCCCCACCGGCGGCUGAGCUGGGGUUGCGUCCCACUACUUGGAUCUCCGCACGCAGCAGCAGCACCAGCCGUCGCCGCUCUCCCCCACCUCCCAAGUCAAGAUGGAGCGCUCCGUGCCGUCGACGGACAGGGACGAGAACCCGGCCACCAACGCGGAUCACGGCGGGAGCGGUGUGGGUGGCGGGGAUCGACCCUCUCCAUCGGCCAUGGUGCCGGCAGAGGGCUGCGGGGGAUCCGAUGGCCCGAUGAGGAAGCAGCGCGGGAGGCCGGCGGGGUCCAAGAACAAGCCCAAGCCGCCCAUCAUCGUGACGCAGGACAGCCCCAACUCGCUCCACUCCCACGUCCUUGAGGUCGCCGCCGGCGCCGACGUCGUCGACUGCGUCUCCGAGUACGCGCGGCGCCGCGGGCGCGGCGUCUGCGUGCUCAGCGGCGUCGGCGCUGUCUCCGACGUCGCGCUCCGCCAGCCCGGCGCCGAGCCCCCGGGCAGCUUCGUCGCCACCCUACGCGGACAGUUCGAGAUCCUGUCACUUACGGGCACCGUGCUGCCGCCGCCCGCGCCCCCCGGGGCCAGCAGCCUUACCGUGUACCUCGCUGGAGGGCAGGGGCAGGUGGUCGGUGGGAGGGUUGUCGGCCAGCUCGUCGCCGCGGGGCCCAUGGUCCUCAUGGCCGCUUCGUUCGCCAACGCCGUCUACGAGCGGCUGCCUCUGGAGGGCGAGGAAGAGGAGGUGGCGACUGCCACUGCCACAGCCACCGCAGCCGCGGAAUCGCAAGGCGCAGUGCAACCGCAGCAACCGAAGGCGUCGCAGUCGUCCGCGGUGACCGGAGGCGAUGCCGGUGGCGUCGGCAUUGGCCAGUGCAUGUCACUGUACGAUCUUGCUAGAGGGAAUGUGGGAGGCUACCAGUUGCCCGGAGACAUCUUCGGCAGCUGGACCGGCGGUAUGAGGCCGCCAUUUUGAUUCACAUCAAGCUCUUGACAAUGGCAGCAUCAGGGUAAGUCUCAGAAGGUUCCAUGGAGAACCUGUGAUUGAUCACUCUGAUCAUACAUUUUGGUUGAUGGCUACACUUUUGAUAAGAGCAUGAAGGCAAUGUGCUGAGAAUGCAAUGCAUGCUGUGCUUACUGUUGAACUGGGAAAUCCCAAAUGGUCUAUACCUAUCAUGUAAGAAUCUCAUGCAUUACAAAGUGGAGUAUCAACAUUGGUAAUGAAUUUUAAUAUUUUUGGCUGGAAGGGAUCAAUUAGUCCAAGAAAAUCCAAGAAGAAAGGUCAGUAGGCCCAGAGUUCACUGUUUAGUGCCCAUCUGUAAUCUUUUGCUUUAGAAUGAUGUUUGUCAAGUUGUUACGGUCUUUUUGCCUUUUGCUUCUAUUUUUCUUUACAAGGAUGCUUGUUAUGCUA
Molecule: messenger RNA, 1854 nt
Organism: Phragmites australis (common reed)
Lineage: Eukaryota; Viridiplantae; Streptophyta; Magnoliopsida; Poales; Poaceae
Product: AT-hook motif nuclear-localized protein 25-like
Exons: 2
Coding region: 565-1419 (284 amino acids)
Biological process (GO): vegetative to reproductive phase transition of meristem
Cellular component (GO): nucleus
Molecular function (GO): DNA-binding transcription factor activity; minor groove of adenine-thymine-rich DNA binding
Source: RefSeq, a predicted model, not a curated record